Molecule: messenger RNA, 401 nt
Organism: Staurois parvus
Lineage: Eukaryota; Metazoa; Chordata; Amphibia; Anura; Ranidae
Source: the annotation of a GenBank genome assembly
UGAUGAUCAGUGUGCCCUGAUGAUCUGUGUAGCCCCAGCAGCGCUACCUGGCAGUUUCCAUCAGUGCCAGCUCUCAGUGCUCAUCCAUGCCUCCUGCCAGUGCCCAUCAGUGCCACAUCAAUGCCACAUAUCAGUGCCCAUCUGAGCUGCCUUUCAUUGUCACCCAUCAGUGCCACCUAUCAGUGCCAGUCAGUGCCGCCUUCAGUGCCACCUAUCAGUGCCACCUGUCAGUGCCAUAUAUGAGUGCUGCCUUUCAGUGUCCAUCAGUGCCACCUACCAGUGCCUCCUCAUCAGUGCCACCUAUCAGUGUCCAUCAGUGUAGCCUAUCAGUGCCCAUCACUGCCACCUCAUUAGCGUACAUCAGUGAAGGAGAAAAUUCACGUAUUUACUAAAUGUUAUAA